UUCCCUUUCCUUCGCCACUCCUAUGUCCAGUCCACGACCCGAGCGACUCCAGUCCAGUCCUGUGGCCAUGGCGGGUCAAGUCAAAACGGACACACGACCCCUUUUCGACGGAUCCGCGACUCCCCUUCUCCCUGCCACUUCUCUCGUGCCGUCGAUCGACAGCGACGAGGUGCUCCCUCCCUGUCGCCCCGCGCUGCUUCCUUGCUCCUGGCUCUCCCUGCGGCGAGAAACCAGGGAGCAAGGGAGCGAGGCGCUGUCUGUCGGUCCGUUUGGCCGAGCCCGAUGGGCGCUAGCGCCAUGGGCCACUUUAUUACGCCGUGCGCGCCGGGUGCUGCAUUCACCGCGCCCGCCCUUGUUCCGAGCUCCACCGCGCGAGCUCUGCCAGAGGCGCUGGCCAUCACCUUCCCAUUUUGCCACAGCCCCACGCGGUGUCCUGCCCGCAGCGUCGCGUGCCUCACGGUGUGGCGGAAGGGGAACGAGAGGCGAGUGAGAGCGGCGUACUUGAGCCUGCCUCGCUGCGGCGUGUGAGCCAGCGGCGUGUGAGCCCGCCUCGCAGCCCGGCUGUCGCCAUGCCGGAAUGUGCGCUGUCACGCCGCGCUACGUGCCCGCUUGUCGCGCUGACGCGUGGUAGCAGCACGCCCGCGCAACAUCUGACCGGAACGCCAGUUGAGGCAAAACACUCGCGUCGACUCAACGGCUCUCGUCGCGACCAUGCCGCCGUGCUGCUCCUGCUGCCGUUGCUAGUGCUGGCGGCAGCGCAGGCAGCGUCAGCGACGGACGACAGCGGCAGCAGCAGCAGCAGUCGGCGGUUCAUCAUCGCGCCUCUGCGCGGGUUGGACGAGCGCAUCGACGUGUUCUCGCUGCCCGAGCGCCUGCUGUUCGCCGGCACGGCGACACUACCGCCCAUGGGCGACGCGAGUGACGGUGGCCAUGGCAGCAGCGACAGCCACAGCAGUGCGGCAGGCAUCGGCAGUGGCGGUGGCGGUGGCGGCGGUGGUGGUGGUGGUGGCGGUGGCGGUGGCGGCGGUGGUGGUGGUGGUGGUGGUGAUGGUGGUGGUGGCGGUGGUGGCGGUGGUGGUGGUGGCGGUGGCGGUGGCGGUGGCGGUGGCGGUGGCGGUGGCGGUGGCGGUGGCGGUGGCGGUGGCGGUGGCGGUGGCGGUGGCGGUGGCGGUGGCGGUGGCGGUGGCGGUGGCAGUGGCGGUGCUGGUGGUGCUGGUGGUGCUGGUGGUGCUGGUGGUGCUGGUGGUGGUUAUGGUGGUUAUAGUGCUGAUGGUGGUGAUUCUGGCGACAGUAAUGAGAGUGGUGAUAACGGGGACAGCAGCAGUGGUGAGAACGCGGAAGGAGGAGAAGCAGCCGAGGCAGGCAGUGGUGGAGAGGACGGCAGCAGCAACGGCAGCAGUGGCAGCGAUGCUGGCACAGGGGGCAGUGAGGGGGACGGAGGCGAUGCUGACGCCAUCCCCAGCAGCAGCAGCAGCAGCAGCAGUGCCAGUGGGUCUGACAGCAGCGGCUCAUCCGCGUCUGCAUCUGCAGCGGAGGGCGACCCCAGUAAGGCCAUAGAGCAGCGCAACGAGGCGGCCAUCACACGCAUCCGAUGCACGGCGCGGGCGCAAGAGGGGGUCAUGCGCGGCGAGGGAGGUGCGGGGGAUGGGGGAGGAGAAGGAGGGGCGGCUGCAGCAGUAGCUCCUUCUGCCGCCCCUGCUCCGGCUCCUGUUGCCGCCGUUGACCCGCUGCAAGUGCUGUUUGUGCAGCAGCUGGCGCGCGCAGGGGCAGUGGCAACACGGUCUACAGAGGUGAAGGCAGUGGUGCGGGGGAGAGCGGCUGUGGGGUUUCCUGGGAUCAGCCAGUACAGCGAGGUCAACAGCGGCACGCCACCCCGAUACAACAACUCGGUGGUGCGUGUCACCCCACCUGAUGGCGGCUUGUGUGUCGGCAAUGGGUAUAUCCUCCAAACCGUGAACACUGCGCUUGUGGUGUACAGCACGCAAGGGCGGCAGCUCACUCGCACCAUUCCACACAACGAGUUCUUCAACGCACUGCCAUGGGUGGUGCAGCGGCGGGAGCCCUAUAGCGUGUCCGUGUUUGGGGAUAACAUCGGAGACAUGUCGUGCACCUAUGACCACAGGGCUCGGCGCUUCUACCUCUCCUCCUACUGGCUGUCUGGUGGCGCCAGCAACACGUUUGACGUGUUCGGGCAGACGAGGGUGCGUGGUAACCGCACGGUGGGGUCGGGGGUCAUAGUGGCGGCGUCAACACAGGCCGACCCCACCGGCCCUUGGAACGUCUUCUUCAUCCCUGGCUCCAAUGACGGCAACAACUCCAACCCCGACUGGAGUGCACCUCUCUUCUACAACACAUCGCAGCUCACAACUCUCCAGGACUACCCGCAGAUCGGCACCGAUGCCAAUGGUCUGUUUGUGUCGGUGAAUCAGUUUGGCCUGGAGGAGUCCAAGUACUUUGGCGCCAACAUCUAUGCCAUCUGCAAGGAUCAGCUAUCCCAGCCUCAGAGCGCGUCCAUCCUCCGCUUCGCCAUCCCCUACUCGCCCGCGCUCACCAGCCCCUCCUACACCGUGUACCCUCACAAAGUUCCUGCCGAUGGCUCCUACGACUACUCCAACAGCGGCACCAUGUAUUUCGGCUGGAUGGCCGUUAACCCCAAUGCAGCACCGACUGAGACUGUCCUCGUUCCCAACUUCACUUAUGUCGGAGCAUUCGCUCUCACGGGUACCAGUGCGCUCGGCUCUUCCCAAGCCGUUGAUCUUAUCACGCCGCACAUCGCAGCCGUCCAAACGCCACCGUUUUUCAUGCCGAUGCCGGUGAGGCAGAGGCCAGGGCCCACCCCCACGGCAUGGCGGUUCAACCAGAGGGAGGCGGCAAUAGACGCGUUUGCAGCGGGCAUGCAGGCGGUGGUGCUGUUCCCACAGCAGCGCACCAUGUGGCUGGCAUUCACCUCCGCAUUCGGCCCCGCUCUCGGCUCCUCCUCUGUGGUGCUUGCCAGGCUAAGGCUUUAUUUAGAAAGGGUUGCAUCUGAAGAGUCAUCAGGGGAGAUGGCAUCGGUAGUGCCUGCGGAGGAGGUGUUAUCUGAAGGACCUGUGGGGGAGGCGUCAAGUGGGGGGUGGUCGUUCCGGGUGGAGUUGGAGGGGUUCAAGGCCGUGGGCGUGCGGGGACAGGGCAACAGCCUGCUGCGACCAGCGCUGGCGCUCAACAGGCGCGGCAGGGGCAUGCUAGCAGCAGCACUGGCAGGCCCUUCAUUCUACCCCUCUGCUGCCUAUGCCCUCGUGGAUGCGCGCCUCCGUGUUGGCGCAGUCACAGUGGCAGCACCAGGGAGAGCUCCCCUGGAUGACUACUCUGGGUACCUGUUUGAGGAGCGCGUGAUGCGGUACGGCGACUACCACACAGCCACCACGGACGAGCACGGCAACGCGUGGGCUGUGGUGGAGUGUCUGCCCGGCGUGCCGCGCACCGAGUGGACCAACUGGGCCACCUACAUCUUCAAGGUCGACCUUUAGUCUAACGGUGCCAAUAGGUGCUUAGUUUCUUCAAUACACGGCAUUCAAAGGACGCAUGCCAAGCAGGGCCCAAAAUUGGUUUUGGGCCUCCCUUUUGAAAUCAGGGUCGCCCCGCUAAAAUACCCUGUUGGCCAGGGUACCAAACACUGGCUGGCAGUCUGGUUUUUCUGGGUAGAUUUUUUGCAGCCCUGUUUACACAGGGUCUUUUUAUAACCACCCUGUUGGUCCUUUGCCUGUUCUUUUAAGCCAUUGAAUACAAUAGGAGAAGUGUC
This is a messenger RNA of Closterium sp. NIES-67, 3778 nucleotides long. The record is from the annotation of a GenBank genome assembly. NCBI's taxonomy places the organism in Eukaryota, Viridiplantae, Streptophyta, Zygnematophyceae, Desmidiales, Closteriaceae.